AGCACACCAAAACCCCAACCCCUCCUCACCAAGACGCAACCAACCAAAACCACUCUACCUCAGCUCCACGCAUCCCACGCCCGGUCCAUGGCUCUGACCAGCGGCGACGGGGUCGGUUGACUUUCCUUCCUAUAGACUUCCGCCAUUGCCAGCUCCAUCGAGCUCGUGAACGCGCCCCCUCCCUCCACUGAGAGUAAUGGAUUCCCUCGCGACGUCCACGGCCCGGAGAUGGGCGCUCUGCUCCCUCCUCUGCCUCUGCCUCUUCUCCGCCGGCCUCCUCCUCGGCUCCCGCCCCUUCUUCUUCCCCGCGCUGCUGCCGCCGCCGUGGGAGCACUUCUCCAGGCUGCAGCAGCAGCCCGCUCCACGUCCUCAUCUUCCUCCUCCUCAUCAUCAUCAUGCUGCUGCCUACCAUGACCACGACGACUCCACGGCACCAGCGCCGGACGCCGGCCCCGGAGAUCUUGGCAGCGAGGAGGAGAAGCGAGACGAGGAGCCGGCAGCGUCAGCGCCCUCUCCCCUUCGUGCUGCUGCUGCUUACCAUGACCCCGACGACUCAACGGCGCCAGCGCCGGACGCCGGCUCGGGAGAUGUGGGCAGCGAGGAGGAGGAGCAAGACGAGGAGCUGGCAGCGUCGGCGCCGGCGCCCGCUCCGGCAUCGGACGGCGACGGAGAGGGAAGGGAGUGCGACCUGUUCGACGGGAGCUGGGUGCGCGACCCGGCGAGGUACCCGCUGUACGAGGCGGCGGAGUGCCCGUUCCUCAGCGACCAGGUCACCUGCCGGAGGAACGGCCGCCCGGACUCCGGCUACGAGCAGUGGCGGUGGCAGCCGAGGGGGUGCGGCGGCGCCGUCGGGAGGCUCGACGGCCACGGGGCGCUGGAGCAGUGCCGGAACAGGCGGCUCGUGUUCGUGGGCGACUCGCUCAACAGGAACAUGUGGGAGUCGCUGGCCUGCAUCCUCUACACGGCGCUGCCCGACCGCUCGCGGGCGCGCGUCCACCACGCCAGCUCCGAGCACAAGAUCUUCCGCGCCAUGGAUUACAAUUGCUCGGUGGAGUUCUUCUGGAGCCCGUUCCUGGUGCAGCUUGAGACCAAGCCGGACCGGACCAAGGUGCUCAAGCUAGACCAGCUCCCAGCCAUGCUUCAGCAGGUGAUCGGGGCAGACGUCCUCGUCUUCAACACCGGCCACUGGUGGACACACACCGGCAAGCUCAGGGCCUGGGAUCACCUGGAGAGAAACGGGAUGCUGGUCAAGAUGGAAGGAGAGGAGGCAUUCAGCAGAGCGCUGAGGACAUGGGCGAGAUGGGUGGAUCACAACGUGGAGCAGACCAGAACCAGAGUCUUCUUCCGAAGCGUCUCGCCUGAACACAAGGGCGCGAACUGGUGCUACAAUCAGACGUCUCCCAUCGCCGCGGACGAAGCAAUCGUUCCAUGGUUCCCCAAGAGCAUGGUGUCCAUCGUCGAGGGGAGCAUACGGAGCAUGAGGACGCCCGCCGCAUAUCUCAACAUCACGCGCCUUUCCGAGCUCAGGAUCGACGCCCAUCCUUCGGUGUACUCGAUCAACCGGGAUGGGAAGCCUCUGACGUUGGAGCAACGAAAGCAGCCGGUCGCGUAUGCUGACUGCAGCCACUGGUGCCUGCCGGGGUUGCCUGACACAUGGAAUGUGCUUUUGCUUGCUUCCUUGACGAGAUAUCCCUCAUCUAAUGUACAGUUGUAGGUAGCCUUGUAGGAAUACUGUACUUCUAAGACACAAUCUAGCUAGGCUGAUAUAGUCUGUCUGGUUCCGGUUGACUAACGCAUGGUGGGCAAAUGUGGUUGAAAUCA
This is a messenger RNA of Triticum dicoccoides, 1821 nucleotides long. RefSeq names its product protein trichome birefringence-like 28. NCBI's taxonomy places the organism in Eukaryota, Viridiplantae, Streptophyta, Magnoliopsida, Poales, Poaceae. Gene Ontology annotation, cellular component: Golgi apparatus. The record is from RefSeq and is a predicted model, not a curated record. Gene Ontology annotation, molecular function: O-acetyltransferase activity. The transcript is spliced from 4 exons. The coding region runs from base 197 to 1714 and encodes 505 amino acids.